AUGGAAGAGGGUGACAUAUUGACAACUUUGAAAAUUUUGAUAAUCGGGGAAAGUGGUGUUGGCAAGUCCAGCUUGCUUCUGAGGUUUUGUGAAGAUACAUUUGAUCCAGACCAAUCAGCCACAAUAGGUGUUGAUUUCAAAGUUAGAACACUGAUUGUUGAUGGGAAUAAAGCCAAAUUGGCAAUAUGGGACACGGCAGGACAGGAAAGGUUUCGAACUUUGACUCCAAGUUACUACAGAGGGGCCCAGGGGUGCAUUUUAGUUUAUGACAUAACGAACAGACAGUCAUUUCUGAAACUUGAAAACUGGCUGACCGAGUUAGAAACAUAUUCAACUAAGCAUGAAAUUGUCAAAAUGCUGGUUGGCAAUAAAAUUGACAAAGAAAAAAGGGAAGUAAGCAGAGAGGAUGGUCUAACAUUUGCUCGUAAACACCACAUGCUGUUCAUCGAAGCUAGUGCUAAAACAAAAGAAGGAGUUCAGUGCGCUUUUGAGGAAUUGGUCGAAAAAAUCAUUCAGACUCCAGGAUUGUGGGAGACAGAUCACAGGGGCUUUUCGUUAUCACAAGGGGGCGGUAAUGCUAAUGGGAUGUGUGCUGGCUACUGCAGCCUCUAA
Molecule: messenger RNA, 612 nt
Organism: Helobdella robusta
Lineage: Eukaryota; Metazoa; Annelida; Clitellata; Rhynchobdellida; Glossiphoniidae
Exons: 7
Coding region: 1-612 (203 amino acids)
Molecular function (GO): GTPase activity; GTP binding
Source: RefSeq, a predicted model, not a curated record